UUUCCUCCGGCGCUUGACUCUGGUGUUCGCCUGCUUGCGAUGCCCUUGUUAGCCAUGAAGCUAACCUAAGUGCCACAUUUGGAAAGAUGAAUAGAAUUUUAUGUUGAAAAGACAUUGUAUAGACACUUAUAUUUGCUGUUAAGUUGCCCAUAGCAGUAUGUUACGAGCCGGAAGUGUAGUGCCCUGCAUGGCCUGCAGAAAUCUGCUUCCUUCCAGAAUGGGGGUAAAGUUUCGAAUACCGCUGCAGAAACUGCACCCAUUGUCCCGUGCCAUCCACCAUCGCUACACUGCUAACAACAAUCCACAGAGAUCACCUCACUGCUCAGCAGCUCGACAUUACACAUCUCUCUCUAGGCUCCCCAUACGCCCUCCCAAGUCCCGGUCGGGAGGCCACGGCUAUCAACAGCACCGGACCUUCUGGGUGGUCAGUCUUGCUUCCAGACUGCUGAAAUUGAGGUACAUCUUGCUUGGUUCAGCAGUUGGAGGAGGAUAUACAGCAAAAAAGACAUACGACGAAUGGAAGGAUAUGUUUCCCGAUAUGAGCCAAUACACAUGGAUUGUGCCAGACUUUGUUCGGGAGUUGAGUGAGAAUAUCGACUUAGACAAGUUUGCCAGUGCUCUGCCUGAAAUGGAAGAGAUUGCCAAACUUCUGCCUGACAUGGAAAAGAUAGGCGAGAACUUCACCUUCUUAAAAAGCCUUCUCUCCAGUGGUUUGGGUAGUGAAGUCAAUGGAGCUUCUGGUCUGCGUCUGUUAUUAGAAACCACAGGUGAUUCAGCCCUGAGAGCACCAGAUAUUCCACCAGCAUCUGCAGCUAGGUCUGACAGCAGCGAUAAACAUUUCAAAAAGGAGGGGUUGCUCAGCGAGCUCAUUCUCAUUCAGCAGCAGAUCCAGCAGCAUGAGGAGGAGAUGCGGCGGGCGGCGGAAGCCAAUAACGCUCCGCCUCCGCCGCGUGAACCCCGUCCCAGCCCGGCCCCGAACCCCAGCCCCUCUCAACCCAAAAACAAGUCGUCUGAUAAAGAAAAAGUUGACCAGCUUCAAGAAGAGCUUGUUCGAACUCAGAUGAAGUAUCAGCGGAUGCUGGAACGUUUGGAGAAGGAGAAUAAAGAACUGAGAAAAGUCGUUUUACAAAAAGAUGACAAGGGUAUUCACCAACGAAAAGUCAAGAAGUCUUUGAUUGAUAUGUACUCUGAGGUCCUGGACAUCCUUUCAGAUUAUGACUCCAACUACAACACCCAAGAUCACCUGCCACGGGUGGUGGUAGUUGGAGACCAGAGUGCUGGAAAGACCAGCGUGUUGGAGAUGAUAGCUCAGGCCAGGAUCUUCCCCAGAGGGUCUGGAGAGAUGAUGACCAGGUCUCCCGUCAAGGUGACUUUAAGUGAAGGACCUCACCAUGUCGCUAUGUUCAAAGACAGCACCCGUGAGUUUGACCUUGGGAAAGAGGAAGAUUUGGCAGCACUGAGGCAUGAGAUCGAGAUCAGGAUGAGGAAGAGCGUAAAGGAUGGGCAAACGGUUAGCCCAGAGACCAUUUCUUUAAGCGUAAAGGGCCCAGGAAUCCAGAGAAUGGUGCUGGUUGACUUGCCAGGAGUCAUCAGUACCGUUACAACAGGAAUGGCCGCUGACACAAAAGAAACCAUUUUUAGCAUUAGCAAAGCUUACAUGCAGAAUCCAAAUGCCAUCAUUCUCUGCAUUCAAGAUGGCUCAGUUGAUGCAGAGCGUAGUAUAGUCACAGAUCUGGUAAGUCAAAUGGACCCUCAGGGCAAAAGGACCAUCUUUGUUCUCACCAAGGUUGACCUGGCAGAAAAGAACAUGGCCAGUCCAAACAGAAUUCAGGAAAUAGUUGAAGGAAAAUUAUUCCCAAUGAAGGCCUUGGGCUACUUCGCUGUAGUAACCGGCAGAGGCAGUGUUAAUGAGAGCAUAGACUCAAUAAAGGACUAUGAAGAGGACUUCUUCCAGAACUCUAGACUGCUGAGGGAAGGCAUGCUGAAAGCUCACCAGGUGACAACAAAGAACCUGAGUCUUGCCGUUUCAGACUGCUUCUGGAAGAUGGUGAGAGAGUCCGUGGAACAACAAGCAGAUGCUUUUAAAGCAUCCCGAUUUAAUUUGGAGACUGAAUGGAAGAACAACUACCCACGCUUGCGAGAGCUUGAUAGGAAUGAGCUCUUUGAGAAGGCCAAAAAUGAGAUCUUGGAUGAGGUUAUCAGCUUGAGUCAGGUUACACCCAAUCACUGGGAGUCUAUCUUGCAGAAGAAGCUGUGGGAGAGGGUCUCAACGCACGUUAUUGAGAACAUCUACCUGCCCGCUGCACAGACCAUGAACUCAGGCACUUUCAACACCACAGUAGACAUCAAACUCAAGCAAUGGACCGAUAAACAGCUUCCUCAUAAAGCUCUAGAGGUCGCUUGGGAGACCUUGCAGGAAGAGUUUGCUCGCUUCAUUGCAGAAUACAAAGGAAAAGACCAGGAUGACAUCUUUGAUAAGCUAAAGGAAGCUGUUAAGGACGAGAGCAUCAAACGACACAAGUGGAAUGAAAGAGCCAUGGAUAGCUUGAGAGUGAUUCAACACAACGCUCUGGAGGAUCGCUCCAUCACAGACAAGUCUCAGUGGGACGCCGCUAUUCAGUUCAUGGAGGAAACGCUACAGUCUCGCCUUAAAGACACUGACUCUGUAAUAGCUGAUAUGGUGGGGCCAGACUGGAAGCAGAGAUGGUUGAGAUGGCAGAAUCGAACAGCAGAGCAGCACAUUCGUAACGAAACCAAAAACGAGUUGGAACGUCUGCUGAAGGUGAAUGAGGACCACACUGCCUACCUGGCCAACGACGAGGUCACCACAGUUCGCAAAAACCUGGAAGCCCGAGGAGUGGAGGUGGACCCUGUUCUGAUCAAGGACACGUGGCACCAACUUUAUCGACGUCACUUCCUGCAGAAGUCAUUGCUUCAUUGUAACCUCUGCCGGAGAGGUUUCUAUUACUAUCAAAGGCACUUUGUCGAUUCUGAGCUUGAGUGCAAUGAUGUAGUUCUGUUCUGGAGGAUCCAGAGGAUGUUGGCCAUCACAGCCAACACCCUUCGACAGCAACUCACCAAUACAGAGGUUCGCCGCUUGGAGAAGAAUGUUAAAGAAGUGUUGGAGGAUUUCGGGGAGGAUACGGGGAAGAAAGUACAGCUGAUAACAGGCAGGAGGGUUCAGCUGGCAGAAGACCUCAAAAAAGUACGUGAAAUUCAAGAGAAACUUGAAGCCUUCAUUGAAGCCCUUCACAAGGAGAAAUAGAGCAGAUCUUCUUUUUUCUGCCCACAUUCAUACACCUUUGGAAGAAAAUGCACUGAUCAAAGACAACAUAAUAUUUUUGCUCUCUGUCGUUUGAAAAUGACUGUCUCCUCUCAUCUGGUCUUAACAUGUCCUGCUUCAACUUUCACACACGCGCACAAUCUCAAAAGCCGCCUCUGUGAAGUGAGCGAAGCUGGAGUAGGUUUGCUGCUCAUUUAAUCACUGUUGGAGCAAAAGCACUUAGUCAAGUAUAGAAUGGUCCCCGUCAAACACAAAUUCUUUAUUCUUUUCCCCCCACUGCUUAAAACCCUCAAUGUGUUCACCAGACAUGUUCUCCAAGCGCGGGGAGGGAACAGACGCGAACAUACAUCUUCGCUCAUCCCUCGUUCCCAAUAAUUGUCCGGGUUUCUAUGUCUCUCAACUUUCUUUAUUAAUCAGGGGUAUUUUGUAUUAUUUACAGAGCAACCGCAUGGUAAAUUUGCAUCUGCUAUUGAUUUGCCUGUGAAUACGAAAUUCCCAAACAGCGUUUUAUCAUUUAUUGCCGCCUUGUGAUUUCACAGCGUUUGGAUGACGUCCCUCUUUAUGACACAUUCAAUAUUUCAGGGUUAAAAUUAUAUCAUUUCACACCUAAAUAGAGUUAAUCCAUCUGUAAUUAUUUUGUAGUUUACAUUAUAUGCAGGUCUUUGUUUAGUCGAUCUCACUCAUUUGCUAAUCCUCCUCACACAGGGCGCUGAAAUGCAUCAUAUUAUUUCAUGUCGAACUUUAGCCAGUGUACACUUUUCAUUCACCGCUUGCACAUUUUAUAUCUUUCUCCCUGGAUUUUUGAGGUCCGCUUGGGUUUAAAACAAAUGUAAAAGCCACUUGUUCUCAUAAUGUUCUCAUAAUUUUGUAUUUAAGGGACAUAGAACUUUGGUUUCUAGUAUCUCAUACAUGUAAAUGGGUAGUAUACAUGUACUUGUAAAGUAUCUCUACAGUAAGUAAAAUCAAGAAGCUGUUGUCACCACAGGGAAAUAUAUGAGAGUGGUGCUUGUAAUAAAACAUCUGUAUGUCUGUUUAAGAACAUUUUGCCCCUUUUUGUUGUAGAUUGUAAUGUUUGCAUGUGCCCCAUCAGAUGUGGCUUAUUUAUUUAAUUGGUGUUAACUGAGAAACAAUAAAAGCUACUUUAAAAGUA
Triplophysa dalaica is the source of this 4433-nucleotide messenger RNA. RefSeq names its product OPA1 mitochondrial dynamin like GTPase (gene opa1). Gene Ontology annotation, biological process: mitochondrial fusion. Gene Ontology annotation, molecular function: microtubule binding; GTP binding; GTPase activity. Bases 158 to 3265 code for a protein of 1035 amino acids. Lineage: Eukaryota; Metazoa; Chordata; Actinopteri; Cypriniformes; Nemacheilidae. The record is from RefSeq and is a predicted model, not a curated record. The transcript has 31 exons. Gene Ontology annotation, cellular component: microtubule; cytoplasm; mitochondrial membrane.